AUGCGCCUCUUCCACUCAGUCCUCGCCGUCGCCGGCCUACUCUCGGGCUUCGCGGCGGCCCAGUUCCCCUCGACUUCGGUCAAUCUCACCACCAUCACGUCGCCCGUAGACGGGAAUGUCACCAUUCGUUACAAGAUCCCCGAGGGCGCCUGCAAAACGGCAUACGACUCCCAGCAGCAGUACACAGGAUGGGUCAGCGUACCCGGGCCGUUUCCGGCCAACAUGUUUUUCUGGUUCAUCAGCGCCCGCGAACCGACCGAGGCCAUGACUAUCUGGCUCAACGGCGGCCCGGGCGUCAGCUCGCUGUUUGGCAUGUUCACCGAAGUUGGGCCUUGCGAGGUUGUCGAGAAGGGUUUGGAUCAGUAUGAAACUGUUGCUCGGGAAUGGGGCUGGGACCGCGCUUCCAAUAUGUUGUUCAUCGACCAGCCUAACCAAGUCGGCUUCUCGUACGACAUCGCGACCAAUGGCUCCAUGGACCUCUUCAAUGCCAACCAGUCGAGCCCACCCCAGCCAGUCCCCAAUGGCCAGCCGCCCGCGACGUUCCUCAACGGAACCUUCAGCUCGCUGAACACCAACAACACGGCAAACACCACCGAGACAGCUGCAUUCGCAAUAUGGCACAUGCUCCAGGGUUUCUUGGGCGCAUUCCCCCAGUACAACCCUCCCAACAACAGCUCCCUCGGCAUCAAUCUCUUCGCCGAGAGCUACGGUGGGAAGUACGCCCCCGUUUUCUCAGAUGUUUGGGAGUUGCAGAACGAGAAGCGCCAAAACGGGACCUUGUCUGCCAACAACACGCUCGAGAUCCAUCUUACGUCUCUGGGCAUCGUCAACGGCUGCAUCGACGACCAGGUCCAGGCAGAGUUCUACCCUGCCAUGGCCACCAACAACACGUACGGCUUCAAAGCUAUAAACGAUGUCCGUGCGAAUCUGGCCAACGGCAGCUUGUACGCCUCGGGCGGCUGCUUGGAUCUCAUUCGACAGUGUCGUACCGCCGAAUCCGUAUACGACGCCAACAACACUGGCAGGGUGGCCACGGUCAACAAUCUGUGCUCCCAGGCGUAUGCCACUUGCAACGAGGAUGUGGUGACACCGUAUGCGGAUUCCGGCCGCAGUUGGUAUGACAUUGCGCGCAAGAACCCGGACUCGUUCCCGCCAAACACGUACCUCGAGUACGUCAACACGGCGGGCUUCCAGCAGUCCAUCGGUUCCACCGUCAACUUCACCAUGACGAGCCAGGCGGUUCUCUCGGCCUUCCAGACGACCGGCGACUACAUGAGAGGGCCCCUGAUGCCGAAAUUGGCCGGCCUCCUCCAGCGCGGCAUCCGCGUCGCCCUCAUCUAUGGCGACCGCGACUACAUUUGCAACUGGCUCGGCGGCGAGGCCGCGUCCACCAACCUCGCCUGGCAAGCCGGCGCCGUCUACGGCCGCGGCUUCAGCGCCGCCGGCUACGCGCCCAUUAUUGUGAACGACUCGUACAUCGGCGGCGUCGUCAGGCAGUUCGGCAACCUGUCCUUCAGCCGCAUUUACCAGGCCGGCCACUCGGUGCCCGCCUACCAGCCGGAAACCGCGUUCCAGGUCUUUGCGCGCGUCAUCAUGGGCACCUCCGUCUCGACCGGCGACAAGGUGAACUUGACAAGCUUCAACACCACGGGCGACGCCCAUGCGACGCACACGGAUAAGCUGCCGAACUCGCCGGACCCGACGUGCUGGCUGCGGUACAUGCAGGGGUCCUGCAGCGACGACCAGGUCAGCAUGAUUGCGCGCGGCGAGGGGACCAUCAUCAACGGCGUGCUGUACAGCGCCUCGAGCGACUGGCCCCUGGCCACGGAGGCCCCGACGUCGACGCAGUCGGCUGCUUCCUCGUCAUCCACGGUGCUGACGGGGCUGUUCACCGCGACGGCGACGCCCAAGAGCGGCGGCGCCGUCAGUAAGCCAAGGGACUCCUUCGCGGCUUUGGUCGCCCUGAUGGCCGGCGCGGUUUGCGUCGGUAUCGGGAGUUUGUAA
Messenger RNA from Colletotrichum spaethianum, 2004 nucleotides. Its product is annotated as carboxypeptidase S1 B. NCBI's taxonomy places the organism in Eukaryota, Fungi, Ascomycota, Sordariomycetes, Glomerellales, Glomerellaceae. Gene Ontology annotation, molecular function: serine-type carboxypeptidase activity. Bases 1 to 2004 code for a protein of 667 amino acids. Gene Ontology annotation, cellular component: fungal-type vacuole. The record is from RefSeq and is a predicted model, not a curated record. The transcript has 2 exons. Gene Ontology annotation, biological process: proteolysis.